Molecule: messenger RNA, 676 nt
Organism: Cantharellus anzutake
Lineage: Eukaryota; Fungi; Basidiomycota; Agaricomycetes; Cantharellales; Hydnaceae
Exons: 7
Coding region: 33-494 (153 amino acids)
Source: RefSeq, a predicted model, not a curated record
CCAAUGAUCAUCUCAAAUCAUGGUCAAGGAACAUGGAUGGUGGCCCUGAAAUGCAACGGGCCAUUUUUAUCGUGGGUGCCCGAUCUGUUUCGAUAUUCCUUGUUCUCAUCACCCUUCAGUUGUUCCAGGGCUUCUUCUCCCUUUUCAUGCCAAAUGACUUCGCUUUGGCUACAACAAUAAUCGGACCAACAUACUACAUCUCAUACCUCCUGAUGAUUAUUCGGGGUCCCUCAUGUGGAAAUCAUGCAAAUUCUCACAAUCGGUCGUUAAACUCCCUUGAAACGAUCACUACGAUAGUGUUCGCGUCCCCAGAGGCAGUUGCAGAAUCCGAUGUGGAAAACUCCCAGACAGAUGCUGGAAGUGUUCUAACCCAAUCUGGGGAUGAUCCACUACCGACCCCCACAACAACAAAAAAUAAUACAGUGGGGCCUGAAAUGCACAUCAUGGCUAUCGGGCCUCACACUGGCGUUCACCCUGAAUCGUUGCGGGGCUGAAUGGUGGCUCUGUCGCGCUCUGCCCAGUUCGGUGUUGGUCAAGGGCACCGUCUGAGAGAACGAACUCAGCUCUUCAGAAACCGAUUUAAGGAGCACGCUGAAAAAUCUUUCUUCCCGAUUUCCUGGAUGCGCUAAUUCCUGAACCAUCGAUUGUCCGCAGUCCGGUCGUUCCUUUCAUUGCU